Messenger RNA from Cheilinus undulatus (humphead wrasse), 2008 nucleotides. It is a transcript of the gene slc2a8, whose product is annotated as solute carrier family 2 member 8. Gene Ontology annotation, biological process: transmembrane transport. The transcript has 10 exons. Gene Ontology annotation, molecular function: transmembrane transporter activity. Gene Ontology annotation, cellular component: membrane. The record is from RefSeq and is a predicted model, not a curated record. NCBI's taxonomy places the organism in Eukaryota, Metazoa, Chordata, Actinopteri, Labriformes, Labridae. The coding region runs from base 299 to 1789 and encodes 496 amino acids.
UGACUGAACUGUUGACAAAGCAAGCUGGCCACUGGUGGAGGAAGCAGGAUUCCUUCGCCGACAGUUUCAGUAAUGAGUAAUGUGGAGUGGUCAGAUGGUACCAGCUGAUUCAGGUUUAUUGAAGUGUACCUGUGGUUCUGGAUUCAGCCUCAGUGUCUCUCUUUGACUCUGCCUUAGCUAGUUUUUAGCUCGCGCUAUAGCAAAUCUUCUUUGUCUUCAGUGAAUGCACGUCUCGUCAGACCUUUUAUCCAUGUAAUAGGUGGUCAAGAGAAGAGGAAACCAACAGAGAGCUGUGAUUAUGGACAUCCAGAACGAGAGGAGAAGGCUGCUGGAUGGGGAGGAGGGAGAUGAAGAUCCUUCUGGACUCAUGUCAGAGCAGGAGGCUUAUCUCAGUAAAGUAAAGAACAAAAACCUGUUCCUAGCCACGUUCGCGUCCGUUCUGGGUCCCAUGAGCUUCGGUUUCGUGUUGGGCUACAGCUCUCCAGCCAUCCCUGAACUCAGCAGGAUCUCCGACCCCCGGCUGAGACUCAACGAUGUCCAAGCCUCCUGGUUUGGGUCCAUUGUGACGGUCGGAGCAGCAGCGGGCGGUCUGCUGGGCGGAUGGAUGGUGGAGAAGAUCGGCAGGAAGCUCAGUCUGAUGUUCUGCUCGCUGCCGUACGUCUUUGGAUUCACCGUCAUCAUCGCUGCUCAGAACGUGUGGAUGCUUCACAUCGGCAGAGUGCUCACUGGCCUCGCCAGCGGGGUCACGUCACUGGUCGUCCCGCUGUACAUAUCAGAGAUGGCCCAUGAGCGAGUACGGGGGAUGCUGGGCUCCUGUGUGCAGCUCAUGGUGGUGCUAGGCAUCAUGGGAGUUUAUUUAGCAGGUCUCUUCCUGGACUGGCGCUGGCUGGCGAUCUGCAGCUCCAUCCCUCCGACGCUGCUGAUGGUCUGCAUGUGCUUCAUGCCUGAGACGCCGCGCUUCCUGUUAUCACAGGGGAAGAGGCGAGAGGCCGAAGAGGCGCUGCGUUUCCUCAGAGGACCGGACGCCCCCGUCGAGUGGGAGUGUGCUCGCAUCGAGGACGCCUGUGAUGAGCAGGGCUCCAGUUUCCAGAUGUCUGACCUGAAAGACCCCGGGGUCUACAAGCCUCUGAUUAUCGGCGUCAUGCUGAUGAUAUUUCAGCAGAUGACGGGGAUCAAUGCCAUCAUGUUCUACGCUGAGACCAUAUUUGAACAGGCUCAUUUCAAGGAGAGCGACCUGGCCUCGGUGAUCGUGGGUACGAUCCAGGUCAUCUUCACUGGAGUGGCAGCUCUGAUCAUGGACAAAGCCGGGAGGAAAAUACUUCUCAUCAUCUCUGGUGUUGCCAUGACCAUCAGCACCACAGCAUUCGGGGUCUACUUCUAUCUGGUGUCACAGAAGCCCACCAUCACCGUACCGACGAUCUGGCUUAUGGCUGGGUCGGAGCCCCACGUGGACCUGGCCUGGCUGGCUUUGGUCAGCAUGGCCGUCUUCAUAACUGGCUUUGCCCUGGGUUGGGGUCCGAUCCCGUGGCUGGUGAUGUCUGAGAUUUUCCCCGUCAAAGUGAGGGGGUUCGCCAGCGCCGUCUGCGUCCUUACCAACUGGAGCAUGGCCUUCAUCGUCACCAAAAACUUCCAGGACAUGAUGAAUCUUCUAACCAGCGCUGGAACCUUCUGGCUGUUCGCCUGCAUGUGCACCCUCAACACCAUCUUCACCAUCGCCUUCAUCCCCGAGACGAAGGGAAAGACACUGGAACAGAUAGAGGCCAUAUUUAGAGGGACAUCAGGGCCUUGAAGGACUGUCGACUCUCGAAUGUAUAUAAAAAAAAAUCACAAAAAUGGGAAAUCUCAGACCUCAUCUGUGUGAACUGACUGUUCUCAGGACACUGAAAUCUUGAUACUGAAACUAAGCUCACUGGGACUCUUUCUUAUUGUGGGGUUUGAUGUCUCACACAGCUUGAAUUACUUGUCAGCUCUGUUAGAAAACACGGCUCCAUGAAGGUUUUAACACUCA